UUGACGCUGGAUUUCGACGCCCGCGUCCCGAUCCCCUUCAGUGUCUUCCCGUCAGCGUAUCGGAGUGACGCUGUCACAGCAGAAACAACACACGUCAAGGUAGAGGCCGAAGAAAAGCUACCUCAGGCUCCGGGACGGGAAGUGACGGGGCUCCACUUUUCCCUCCCGUCUUUCCCUCAAGCUCCCGCUGACCUUUCCCUCCCUCACAACAGAUACCAACAACCCUACCAACGUUACGUCGGAGCCCAGCUCGACGUCCAGGACAGGUCUUACGACAGAGAGUUCAACACUGUCCACGGCCCUGCCACCGACUACGCCCCUACCCAGAUCGACGUUACUGAACGCGAGUACCGUGAGCGUACCCGUCCCAUCUACGUCCAGGAACGCUACGCGUCCCAGACUGCCCAAGACACCCAGCCUCGCUACGGUCAACGCGAAGCCGACUUUGUCGACUCCCGCUACCCUCCUCCAGCACGAGGAGAAGUUCGAGUAGAGCAAACUACUCGAGCAACUGUCGACCCCCCCAAGAAGUACAAACGUGACAUGGGAUAUUACGACGAAGACGGUCAAUACCACUCCUUCCGCCACGGUCUCCACAAAGCUGCCGACCGCGUCCUCCACCCCAUCCACGGUUCUAAGCACCAUCAUCACCACUCCCAGCCCGACGACCGCGAGGAAGUUGUAAUCAAGGAAUCCUACACCACCUCCGCCCAAGCUCCUCCCACCUCCCGCAUCAGCGUCGGCAUUCCCCAAGAGUCUCUCUCCUACGCCGCUCCCCAGCCUACCUACGCGUCCGCGUCGAUCUCAACCUCCCGCAACAUGGCUGUCCCUAACACCAUCACCAUCCCAUGCCAUCACAUCCGCAUUGGCGAUCUCCUGAUCCUGCAGGGCCGCCCUUGCCAGGUGAUCCGCAUCACCACCUCGUCGCAGACUGGCCAGCAUCGCUACCUCGGUGUUGACCUCUUCACCAAGCAGCUGCACGAGGAGUCCAGCUUCAUCUCCAACCCGGCCCCAUCGGUCGUGGUCCAGAACAUGCUCGGCCCGGUCUUCAAGCAGUACCGCGUGCUCGACAUCCGUGAGGAUGGCCGUGUCGUUGCCAUGACUGAGACUGGCGAUGUCAAGCAGGGUCUUCCUGUCCUUGACCAGAGCGGCCUUUCUUCCCGCCUUGCUGAAUCCUUCGACAACGGCCGUGGUAGCGUCCGCAUCCUUGUCAUCAACGACGAUGGCUUGGAGAUGGCCGUUGACUACAAGGUCGUCCACGGAUCCCGAUUGUAG
Messenger RNA from Mytilinidion resinicola, 1275 nucleotides. RefSeq lists its product as uncharacterized. Lineage: Eukaryota; Fungi; Ascomycota; Dothideomycetes; Mytilinidiales; Mytilinidiaceae. The record is from RefSeq and is a predicted model, not a curated record. The annotation marks the transcript as partial. Gene Ontology annotation, biological process: positive regulation of translational termination; positive regulation of translational elongation. Gene Ontology annotation, molecular function: RNA binding; translation elongation factor activity; ribosome binding. The transcript has 4 exons.